Molecule: messenger RNA, 4339 nt
Organism: Folsomia candida
Lineage: Eukaryota; Metazoa; Arthropoda; Collembola; Entomobryomorpha; Isotomidae
Exons: 8
Coding region: 145-4230 (1361 amino acids)
Biological process (GO): telomere maintenance via telomerase
Cellular component (GO): telomerase catalytic core complex
Molecular function (GO): telomerase RNA binding; telomeric repeat DNA binding
Source: RefSeq, a predicted model, not a curated record
CUCCACGGACUUACUGCACGUCGUUCACUCACUUCACACUCCACCUCAGCAGCCAAACUCAGACUCAACGGCAACAGUUUGUUGUUGACUUUUCACUAUCGACUAUAUUACUCCUACAAAUACAAACAGUAAAGUACCAGCACAAUGGAGUAUCUGAGGACACGGCUUCAAGAAGUCACAGGACAUCAGCUGGAUGUUACCCCAAUUUUUGAAUUCCUGCAUAGCUUUUCUCUCGGCUUAUCACAGGCAACUAAAGCAAGAGUCGAAGAAUUUGAAUGCAAAUGGAAAGCCCAACCAUAUUGCAAGCAACUAAUUCUGGCAUAUAUCUUGGGCUCUUGGAAGCCUCACUCCGCUGCAAGAACUGCUGAAAUAAUUUCCCAAAGAACAUGGGACGAUUAUGCAAAUCAAGUAUAUCAAGUUACUUCAGUUACCUCAAGUUGCACUUCGACCAUCGGUCCUUUCACAUUCAGGGAAAUGAUUCAGCACGAAUUUUGGAAGGACCUGUACGAUGCGUUUGGACAGAAAGUGGUUGCAUUCGUACUAGAUAAAGCAUUGAUCAUUUUCGAAGUGGAAUCCCAAUUUUAUCUGCUUAUUGCUGCCGAAGGUUCGACCUUGCACCAAAAGAUCGCCAAGGCGCCGAUCCGUCCAGUCACACGAAGUGGAGGUGGACCACGUAUUACUUCAACUAAAUCGUUCAAUCCCUACACACUAAAUGAGAACGAUAUAAUCAGCCAAGUUGACCAAGUUCCGAAAGUAGCACCUGUGGAAAUUUCUCGUCCACAACUCCAAAAACGAAAACGACGCAUUUCCACUGAUCAACAGGAUCGCGAUGGACUGGCCGCACAUUUCCACAAGAAAGUCAAAAUCUCUGCAACAAUCGACUACAAAAGAGCGGAACCUCUAUUUAGCCAUCGUAAUAGUGAAAAACAAAUUAGCAGCAAAGAAGCAAUAGGUCAAAAUACUAAAGGUCUAAUUAGAUGGUUCAAACCCACUCAAAAGAUUUUACACUUGCUACUUGAGACUCGUGAAGCAUUGAAGAAAACCAGUGGAAUUCCUCCUUCUAUCACUCAACCACCUCGGCCUGAAGAUGCAAUGACACAAUUACACUUUGUUGGCAUUAUGGAAAACCAGGAAUUUGGAAAAAUAGCGCGUCUUAACGUGGUUCACAAGCAGUACAGGCCUUUAGACUUUAAGAAACCUAUUCAUAUUUCUGGUGAGUGGGAAGGACUUGUAAUAAAAGAGCCUGAAACUCGUUCCUCUGAUCGUAAGUACAACGUGAACGUUUAUCGUAUUUCUGAAGAUUUCGCUCGUAAAAACAACAUUCGGGUGAAUAGAAAACAGCGAAGGGGGAGAAAAUAUCCAUCAGAAAGUUAUUCAUCAUCCCCAAUCUCCAUUCAAACUUUGGAAAAAACAAAUAUUGCUCACCCACUACCACUGCCUCCUGCACUACCCAUCGACUGCUUCUAUACCAAGGAUGAUGAUGCGGAUCACUACAAUCCACUAAUGACUUUGAGCACGUUACCGGCACUGUACAACAAGGGUUCCUGGUCGCGCUGGCCUCAUUCUCAUAUCCUUACAAUAGUUUCUUCCAAACCCCUGAAAGAAGCUACGCUCCUUCUUCUUGAAGAUAUCCUAGGCACUGACGUAGGUGCACCAAUGUACGACACGAGAAUUUCUAUCAAUGAUUUUCCAGAGAACUGUCUUCUUUGGGAUAUUCUCAAGAAGCUCAUUAUGUUUCAUAAGCGUGCUCACAAUGAUAUCCACAAGCUCGUAAAACGGUGUAUAACAUAUUGGAUGAUUAAACUUCAAGAAAAGUUUUCAUCAAAGCAAAACAAAGCUAAUCAAAAGAAAGGACGGCAAAGGUUCGAACAUGGUAAUAUUGUAUCAUCACCACAAAAGAAUUCCCCAGAGACAAUAGACUUGGCGACAGGGAGCAAGUUUAUGCUGUCUAGUGAAUUGACGACCACUGGAGGAGGAAGAGGCAAUCAAUUGAUAAUAGAAACUUCCAUUCUUUGCACAACAUCUGAUGGGACCAAUAAUCAAAAUUCCUCGGAAAUCCUACAACCAAGCAAUAAAGAACCCGUCAAAACCGCGUCUGGGCAAGAAAUUAAGCGACCUGCUAUUGAUUCAAAGUUGAAGGAACGUAUACCACAUUCAUGUAUUCUCAUGACGCUGAGACACAUUUUGCAUCUCAGCGGACUGGAAGUGGCCAUCGGAUCCAAGAAAAAUUUAAGGAACUUUCACCUAUUUGUGAGAAAAUCUAUAAUCUUGGCUGGCACAAAAUCGUCCCUCCAGUUGGGACAGAUGAUGUCACAGUUGGACCCUUCAACUGCUUUUGGCAAUUGGAUGCCUCUUGACAUGAGUUCAUCUACCAGAAGUUGCCUCUUUGCAAAAAUUGUGACAUGGAUUUUCACAACUUACCUAAUGACGGUACUAAAAACCAGUUUCUAUGUAACGGAAAUGAACACGAGCCGGCUCCAUGCUUGCUUUUAUCUUCGAGAAUCUUGGAAAAGUAUAAGCGAAAGCGUGCUACAUCGUCUUGUAAAGUCUGGCACAUUGGGUCAUGUAGCCAAGUUACCUAUGAAAUUUACCGCUAAAGCUGAUCAACGUCGGUUUCUGCAAGGGAUUAAUUCUAGAAUUCGAUUUUUGCCCAAAAUGAAUAAUGAUAUGCGUCCAAUAAUUUCCUUAUAUGGGGAAGCGAGAAACAAAUGGGACGAGAAAAAUGCAAAGUUGCUAAUUGAUUAUAUAGUGAGAACAAAGUCGCCACACAGACUCCGGGACACUAACGUUCUUCGUCAACGCUGGCUGAAAUUUUUAGGAGAGUGGCAGAGGCAAAACCGACCCAAGCUAUAUUUUGUUAGAGGAGAUAUUCAGAACGCAUAUCCAUCGGUCAAUAUUACGAAGCUCAAGAGAAUCCUAGAGAAUCUGACACCGGAACUUGGCACCUUGACUCGAAAAGAAUUUAAAGUAUUCUCGAAAACUCGAGCUAUGUACAGGAAGGUCAUCAUUUGCUGGAAACGCCCAGAGAUGUGGACGGAUUCCAUAUUUGCUCGGCCGUGCCUGGUUCAACAUAAUGACAGUCAUAGUAUACAACUGAAGCCAGAGGAGGUGUUUAAAAAAUUGUAUCCAUACUCUAACAAGAGUGUUUUGAGAAUUGGAAAACACAAAUACAAUUUUCAAAAGGGAUUACUUCAGGGAUGGGUGUUGUCGGAAGGAUACUGCAAUUUGUACUAUGGCCAAAUGGAUGCCGAAUAUUUUUUUAGAUUCCUCAAUAACAAUGGAGAGUUUUUUAACACGAGUAUAGACGAUUACUUAUAUAUUACUCCAAAUCCAAAACGAGCUGCCAAGUUCUUGGACAAAUUACGAGCUGGUGUUUCAAGAUUCAACUGUAAAUUUAAUGCUAACAAGAUGUCGACAAAUAUUUAUCCAACAAUUCAUUGGCCAAUUUCUCGUCAAGAUUGUGAAUGGGUUACAUUUUGUGGUUGGUGCUUUUGCUUGACCUGUGGUCACAUUAUGAGGGAUUUUAGUGCAUAUGCGGGACAAGAUAUGGCAUCAAGCAUAUCGUUCAUUCCUUGGAAUGUUACCAGCCCAGAAAACUUUUUGGUGGCUAGAAUGAAGGUGAUGCUACCGGCUCGUCUCCACCAUUUCAUCUUGGACCCCUCCAUAAACUGUCGAAGUCGGAUAGUUUUAAAUAUUUUGGAAGCUGGAUUAGUCUUUGCAUUUAGAUUUUAUGCAAUUUGUAGAGUUAUCUAUCCCAAUCUUAGUGCUCUGAAAUAUCCCAAACGAGCAAAGCAGAGUAUAUCUGCAAUCAUUGUGUGCGCUGGGGCAGUAUCGAGAAUCAUCCUACGCACGUUUGAAACGACGUACACCUCUGGAACAAUGAAUAUCCAAUGCACACCUGGACGUGAAGCAUUUUGUCCAUGCAUUAAUUCAUAUCAUGGUUUGUCUGAGACAGGAAGACAUCAACUAAUAAAAUCCCAAUCGCAUAAUCAGAAAGAUGAUGCCAUUUUGACAAUGCCAUUGCACCAACAUGAGAUUCUCUACGUUAUUUAUCAUGCAUUUACUUUAAAAUUUAAUCAACAUUCUUCAGUAUUUGGCGAGGAAGUUUUGCCCAGACUAAACAAAAUGAAACAAUUCCAGAGAUCUUUAAUAAAUCAAGAAUUGCGCAAUUUCUUGGAUAAGGUUCUUGAUAAUCGCAUGCCGUUUCAUUUUAAGAACAUUAAAGUGUAGCUACUUAUUUUAAGGAGUUUAUACUUUUGUGAUAUUAGUUAUUUAAAUUUAGCUAUAUAAAAAAAUCUCGUUUGUAAAAUAAAGUACAAUAAAUUGGUUAUAAAAUGAA